GUCCCGAUUAUGCGGGCUCCAGCAUGGCGGACGAAAAGGUGAAGUACGGCCUGCAAAUAUUUCGUGGCAAAAACAGAAUUUAAAUCUUUGAAAUAAUGAUUCAUCUCUUGAAGAACAUUUGUGUGGUGUUAAAAGACGACGGCAGUCGGUACUGAUGAAGAUUUGUGAGUGAUACUGCCCGCAAAAAUUUCAAUGAUGACCCUCCAUUCCAUGUUUGAGGAGACUUCUCGACGUUAUCCCAACAACGUUGCUGCCACAUGUAACUCUGGAAUAGCCAAAGAGCACACAACUUAUCGGGAACUUGACGCCCGUGCUUCCAAAGUGGCGGAUUGUUUAGGCAUUUUAUGCGAAGGACAGAAGGAAAUAGCGAUUUAUUCCAGACAGUCAAUUGGUUUGGUGGCCUGCAUUCUUGGAGUACUGAGGUGCGGAAGUUGCUUUGCACCAGUAGAUUUGAAUUGGCCUCAAGACGUGAUCUCCAAGUUUUUGCUAAAACUUAACGUCAGUCUCGUGCUUGUGGAUAAAGAUCUGCUUGAGUCAUUUCAAAACAUUUCAUCGCAGUGGAAAACAAACUUUCCAAGGAAAUCCAGAGUUGAGCUUAUUACAAAUCAAAAUCUUGAUGCCAAUGGCUUUAUACUUGCAAGAAAGGUCUUUGAAUUGAAGGGAGAUACAGAGAAUAAAGAGCCUCUGAAUCUUGCAUAUAUCAUGCAAACAUCAGGGACGACAGGAGAAGCCAAAGCUGUGAAAGUACCGCACAAAUGCAUAGUGCCAAACAUAACUGAUUUAAGGGAUUUAUUCCAGAUAACAUCGGAUGAUGUGGUGUUUCUUGCGUCCCCCUACACAUUUGAUCCCUUCAUUGUACAAAUGUUCGUAGCAUUUGCAGCAGGAGCCAGGAUUGUCCUUGUACCUGACAGUGUUAAAGUCAUGCCUUCUAAGCUCUGUCAUAUUCUUUUUGAUCAGGAAAGAGUUACUAUUUUGCAACCCACUCCAUCUCUGAUGUAUCACAUAGGCCAAGACCUGAUCAGAACUAAAGUUCUCAAUAAAGAUUCAUCGCUCAGAGUGCUAGCCUUUGGUGGUGAAUCUUGCCCCACCCUCUCCACCCUCAGGCAGUGGAGACCUCCCCAAAGCAAUUCUUUGAUUUACAAUCUUUAUGGAAUCACCGAGGUCUCUUGCUGGGCUUCAUAUCAUCGUAUUUCUGCUGAUGAAUUGGUGGGGGACAGUUCUGGUGCUUGUCAUGGUGAUGUGACAUUUAAAGGUAAAGAUGUGGAGGAUUGCAUUAUUGAUGAAGUCAAUGAUGUACCUCUUGGCUUUCCAUUGUUAGACACGGUAAUCGAGGUGCGAGAUGACAAUGGCAAAGUUGUUCAAGAAGGCAUGGGACAAAUCUAUAUAGGUGGAUCAGAUCGCGUUUGUCUCCUUGGUAACGAAACAUCUCUCGCCACGGGAACGAUGCGUGCAACAGGGGACUGGGCGUACGUGAAGGGCCACAGUAUCUGGUUCUGUGGGCGCAGAGACCGGCAGAUCAAGCGAAUGGGCAAGCGAAUAAAUCUGCAUUGUAUUGAACGUCAGAUUAUGGAACAGCUCCUCGUAAGUUCAUGUUGGCUUGUUUUAGAGGAAGCUGAUAAACGUAAUCAUUCCACACUUCAUUUAUUUGUUGCUGAAAAAUCGUCGUCGUAUGAUAGUGAAAAACUAGCGUCUUUGAAAUACAACUUACGGAACUUGUUACCAGUCGAGGCUCGGCCAGAUUAUGUCCACGUGGUUUCUCAUCUACCAAUGACAGCACAUGGGAAGAUUGACAGAGGCGCCUUAUUGGCUGGUGUUGAGAAGACAUCAAUGCUCGGGGACCUGAAGUCUACAACAGAAUUUCUGGAAUGCGCUUGGAAUGAAGUCAUAGAAGUAAGAGAAGCGGAAAAUGCACAGAAAACAUUCACUUCUAGCAGUUCUGAAAUUACGGAAAAACAGCGUGGAAAUUUUCGUGAAGGAAACACAAAGAGUGUAAAGGAAGAUGAUAUGUUUAUUGCUUGUGGUGGGUCGUCUCUUGAAGCUAUGAGAUUGGUGGAUUUAAUUGAAUCAUUUGUAUCCGAACAGAAGAAAACACCAGCAGACUUCUCAGAAUUGUUGGACGUUAUUCUUAGCAAAUCGUUUAACGCCCUUUGUAACUACGUUGAUGGUAAACUCACUGAAACCGACAAACGAGAAAGUCUGGACUCUACGGCGACACCUCAGGGACCCUUGGAUGCAGAUAGUAGCCGUGAUAGUUUUGCUGCAACUGCUGACCCGCGCGACAGCACUAAACAAUUGAGAGACACGACUUCAGCACGUGAAAGUCACGUGGAUGGAGCUAGUGAAGUGAAUACUCGGGAGAUAGGGACAGGGGAUGGAAAUAAAGAGAUGCCAUUGGAUUGGAAUUCUGACACCGUUUCCUCGCUACAAAGUCCAAUUCUUCCAGCUAAAAGGAAAUCCUUUUCUCUGGCUGAUGGCGUAUCUUUGAAAGAUAACAAGGCAGCCAGGACUGUCAUCAAAGACUCAAACCUCAAAGAAAAUAAUGAUUCAAACGAACAUGAUUUGUUCUGUUUAUCUGAGGUGAAAAAUUGUUUCUGUUCUGUGCGUAGAGCAAACCAGUGGACUGUUUGUUCGUUUUGUAAGUAUUCCAGUCUUAACACGACUAGUCAUGUGACUGUUCAAACUAGCGUCCAGUCGUCCAGCGAGAAGGAGGCGUCAACACUGAAAGAAAAGAUCCUUCACCAGUCCCCCGCUCCACUUGAGGAUGGUAAAUCUCCCGGGACUUGUGUUGUCAGCCAAGAAAUGGGAACCGUUGAUGAUUUCGGUGAAGAAUUCAAAGUUUCUAUCUCCCGUCAGUGGCGAACUUGUUUGUACAAGUGUAUCGAUGCCUCACCCCUUGUGGUAUUUUCACAAAGGACAUCUGAGGGUGAAGUUUUCAUUGGCUCCCACGGUCACGUGUUUAUGUGCAUCAGACUCAGUGACGGUAAAGUCCUGUGGGAGAGUAGGGUCGGGGACAGAAUAGAAUCCUCUGCCGCUCUCUCGAUAUGUGGCCGAUAUGUCAUAGUAGGAUGUUAUGAUGGUAAACUGUACGUAUUUAACCGUUUCACUGGAGAAACACUUUGGACAUUCCAAACCGGUGGAGCAGUGAAAAGCUCUCCGUGCGUCGAUCCACAGACAGGAGUGGCCUGGGUCGGGUCACAUGAUCAUCAUUUAUACGCCCUUGACGUCACAAACAAGCAGUGCGUCUGCGCAAUACACUGUGGUGGUGGAUCAUGCUUCAGUUCUCCAUUCAUAAGUGAAGAGCCAUAUUUGGUAUUCACUGCUACGUUGACCGGCCGGCUUCUUGCUGUUGACCCCGCUGAACACACGAUUCUUUGGAGUCAGCAGUGUCCCAAACCAGUGUUUGCGUCACCGUUAUUGACACCCACUGGUAUUGUUUGCGCGUGCGUCGACGGUUCUGUUUAUUGUUUUGAUUUUCAAGGUCUAUUGUUAUGGCAGUUUCAGACCCGUGACUCGGUGUUCAGCACGCCUACUUAUGUUGGCACAGAACGUGACUCAACGAGCUCCGAUUAUUUAGGACAUCUAGUGUUUGGCUCUCACGACAGAUGUGUGUAUUGCUUAUCACUAAAAGGCGAGCUACAGUGGAGCUUUGCCACGGAUGGAAAAGUUUACUCUAGCCCUUUUGUCGCUGAAUUCAACGCGAAGCACUUGACAAAUGGUCGCGUUACUCGUCACGCAUCUUUUUAUGACAAGCGUGACGCUGGGAUGGCAGUGUUUGUUUGGUCAACUCUUGGCACUCUGUAUGUUCUGGAUCUGUAUUCUGGUGUUUAUUUAGCUUCUUACUCGUUGCCUGGUGAGGUGUUUUCUUCUCCUGUUGUAGUAGACAACAGACUUCUAAUCGGCUGUCGGAAUGACUACAUGUACUCGCUUGAAAUUUCAAAGAGAAAGUGAAAUGAUAAAGUUUCUCAAACGCCACGUGAGAUUUUAGUUAGAUCUGCAUCUACUAGAGAGGUUCUCACUUAAGAGUUGAAGAGUAAUUGGUUUUACACUACUACGUUACACGAUUGACUGGAAAAAAAAAAUCCUGCAACUUUAUCUUCCAAAUUACCAGAGGUGAACGGAAACGAAGCGUGACUCGCUAGCACACGUUUUCCCGCGCUUUGCGUCAGCUACGUCUAUCAACUUCAAGUUUCGAUUGGCUCUUUGGAUUUUCUGUGUCUUUUGUGACUGGCCAGAAUGAUUACUUUGCUUUUGGUCUAACGACACUGAAGUGAAAACCUCUCUAAAAGCGGUGAUUUAUUGUGUCAGAAAUUUUAUCAAGCGUGCGUUGCGUAGUAGGGAACCUAGUUCAGUUAUCUGACAGAGUGCAUUACAGAGAGGGGGCCAGAACUAGACUAUAAGGAACCUGGAAUCCCAGCAAAAGCGAGGUUUCGUUUUUUGUGUUUGCAAGCUAGUCACGAGAAAAGAAGAAGCCAAAUAAUGCAGUAGCGCUUUUUCCGGCUUUCCAACUCGGUGACUAUAACUUAGAAGUUUUACAGAGGUUUUGGUGGAAAUAGGAAAACGUUAAUAUGGGCGCGCUUCAAAUGACACAUUAACAGGAAAAAGGCUAGUUUUUCUUUUAAGCUCUACUUUGUCAAUAAUAAUAAAGGAAACAAACAAAAAAAAGGUUUAGUCAGGGAUCUUUAAAUUGAAUGAAACAAAUCUACGAACUGGACAGAGAACUUAAGGUACCAACAGUAAAGGCUACACACUAAUACAGCAUACUAACUUGACUUGAUUGUGCAAUAUAUUAUUAAAGUGAUUUAAACAACUUCCAUGGAAAUUAAAUGACUAGCAAUAAAAUACCAAGCGAUA
Orbicella faveolata is the source of this 4851-nucleotide messenger RNA. RefSeq names its product beta-alanine-activating enzyme-like. The record is from RefSeq and is a predicted model, not a curated record. NCBI's taxonomy places the organism in Eukaryota, Metazoa, Cnidaria, Anthozoa, Scleractinia, Merulinidae. Gene Ontology annotation, biological process: amino acid activation for nonribosomal peptide biosynthetic process. Gene Ontology annotation, molecular function: protein binding.